Hypanus sabinus (Atlantic stingray) is the source of this 7243-nucleotide messenger RNA. RefSeq names its product forkhead box P1b (gene foxp1b). The transcript is spliced from 21 exons. The coding region runs from base 474 to 2519 and encodes 681 amino acids. NCBI's taxonomy places the organism in Eukaryota, Metazoa, Chordata, Chondrichthyes, Myliobatiformes, Dasyatidae. Gene Ontology annotation, cellular component: nucleus. Gene Ontology annotation, biological process: regulation of transcription by RNA polymerase II. Gene Ontology annotation, molecular function: RNA polymerase II cis-regulatory region sequence-specific DNA binding; DNA-binding transcription repressor activity, RNA polymerase II-specific. The record is from RefSeq and is a predicted model, not a curated record.
AAGCGGCAGCUCUACAACAUAGUGCCAGAGCGGAGUAAUAUAUUGUUAUUUAUUGUGUGCUUGUUGCAUGCUUUCUCGUACACAAUCGCAUGUGUGUUGCAGGGUCAAAUUAUCUUCUGGUUAUCCAACAACCUAAAGCUGUACCAACUGUGUCCUGCUGAGAAUUUACGGCUUGAAUCAUUUAUAAUGGUAACAUUAUCGAAAGUGGUGGACCCCCGAUUUUGAUUUUUAUGGAAUGGAAAUUUGUCAUCUGUAGAGGGGAGAAAAGCUAUAGAUUUAGGAAAAACUGAGGGAUGUUUUGAAGACAGUUAUGUUAUCGUUAUGGAAAUUGGAAUUCGCUGGAAGUAGUCACACUUGAACUUCUCACAGCUUUUCACAUAUUUCUCAGGGUAAGAAGACUGAUUACAAAAGGGGGCUAUAACGGAAGAUUGCUUUAAAUAAGCAAAUCCUACUCAAAAGAAGGUUUUUAAGUCAUGAUGCAAGAAUCUGGAACUGAGGCAGCAAGCAACAUUUCAGCCAAUCAGAACGGAGCUAGCAGUGGUAACCACUAUCCAGACAGUAGCACAAGGGAGGGGAGAUCAAACGGCGAUAUAUCCUCGAUUGAAGUGACCGCUGCUGAAUUGGUUCAUCUUCAGCAACAGCAGGCUCUUCAAGUUGCAAGGCAGCUUCUGCUACAGCAACAAGCUAGUGGGUUGAAGUCUCCCAAGGGAAAUGACAAGCAACCAUCCCUACAGGUACCGGUAUCAGUGGCUAUGAUGACACCUCAAGUGAUAACUCCCCAGCAAAUGCAACAGAUUUUGCAGCAACAAGUAUUGACUCCUCAGCAACUCCAAGCCUUGCUUCAGCAGCAACAGGCUAUCAUGCUGCAGCAGCAACAGCUUCAGGAAUUUUAUAAGAAACAGCAGGAACAGUUACAUCUUCAACUUCUACAGCAACAACAUGCUGGAAAAUCAGCUAAAGAGCAACAGCAACCGCUGGCAGCCCACCAUUUAGCCAUACAGCAGCAACUUCUACAGGUGCAGCAGCUUCAACAACAGCACAUCAUGACAAUGCAGCGUCAUGGCUUGCUUCCAGUACAGUCUGGCCAGCCAGCUCUCUCUCUGCAGACAUUAGGACAAGGCAUGACUCCAACAGAACUGCAGCAGCUCUGGAAAGAUGUGACUGGAGCUCACACAAUGGAAGAAAGUGUAACCAAAAAUGGCAGUCUAGACCUUUCCACUAGCUCAAUUUGUUCCACGGCAGCACCACCUAAGACCUCACUACCAGCAACGCUGAUGAAUGGACAGUCUACGGGUCACACUCCAAAAAGGGAAUGCCUAUCCCAUGAAGAGCACGGGUGCAACCAUCCAUUAUAUGGUCACGGUGUGUGUAAAUGGCCAGGAUGUGAGGCAGUCUGUGAGGACUUUGGACAAUUUCUAAAACAUCUCAACAAUGAACAUGCACUGGAUGAUAGAAGUACAGCACAAUGUCGAGUGCAGAUGCAGGUUGUACAACAGCUGGAACUGCAGCUUGCAAAAGACAAAGAACGCUUGCAAGCUAUGAUGACCCACCUGCAUGUGAAAUCAACUGAACCAAAGCCAACUCCACAGCCUCUGAACCUGGUAUCGAAUGUCACGUUGUCAAAGACUGCAUCUGAAGCUUCUCCACAGAGCUUACCUCACACUCCUACAACACCAACGGCCCCUAUUACCCCUGUUUCACAGGGACCCUCUGUUAUUACACCGACCAGCAUGCAUAGCAUGGGACCCAUCCGUAGGCGGUACCCAGACAAGUACAAUGUGCCAAUCUCCUCAGACAUUGCUCAAAAUCAAGAAUUCUAUAAGAAUGCAGAUGUUAGACCACCUUUUACAUAUGCAUCAUUAAUAAGGCAGGCAAUUCUUGAAUCUCCAGAAAAGCAGCUAACACUAAAUGAAAUAUAUAACUGGUUUACAAGAAUGUUUGCCUACUUCAGACGCAAUGCAGCAACGUGGAAGAAUGCAGUGCGCCAUAAUCUUAGUCUUCACAAGUGUUUUGUUCGAGUAGAAAAUGUUAAAGGGGCAGUAUGGACAGUGGACGAAAUAGAAUUCCAAAAGCGAAGGCCACAAAAGAUCAGUGGCAAUCCAUCUAUUAUAAAAAAUAUACAGACCAGCCUUGCAUAUGGAUCACCACUUAAUGCUGCUUUACAGAAGCCAUUUGGAACCAACAAAGGACAUGUUGAUUUCAUUAAGGUUUCGAUGGCUGAAAAUAACAUACCUCUAUACACUACUGCUUCCAUGGGAAAUGCCACUGUAGCCACAAUGGUGAGUGCUAUCCAUGAGGAGCUAAAUGGUGCAGUGGAGCAUUCAAAUAGUAAUGAGAGUGACAGCAGUCCAGGACGUUCCCCACUGCAAACAAUGUAUCCCAUCCAUGUUAAAGAGGAGCCAAUGGACCCAGAGGACAUGGAAGGGCCCCUGUCUUUAGUGACAACAGCAAACCAUAGUCCAGAGCUGGACAAUGACAGAGAAUUUGAAGAGGACCCAGGGAAUGAAGACAUGGAAUGAGCAUGCUUCCUAUCAUUUCCUGAGAUGAAGAUUAAAAUGAAAGAAAGCUUGUCAGACUUACCUGUGAAAUCUCUCCCUAAUGUGGCAGUUUGGAGGAAUUUUCAGCCCCUUUUUGACAAAGUAAUGAAAUGUUUUAAAUAACUUUUAGUGCCAUUAAGAAUCCCAUUGGGGAAUGUUUCUGAUUUUUUUCUACUUUUUGUUGGAAAAAAGGAAUUUGUAUUCUACAUACAUUGGAUGGACUUGUUUGGUACUUGGGAUUUUCCUCUCCUGAAGUCAACAUCAGUGUUGAAAGUUACUGAGCUGUACUGUCACCCUCACAGACUUUGCAGCUGACUUUGGACUGCAGUUCUGCCAAGUUGGACUCAUGGGUCUGAUCAAAACUGUUAAUAGUUCAAACUGCAGAUAGAGCUCUUCCCAGAACUUGCAUAUUCAAAUGGAAGACUGAGGCUAAAACUGAAUUGCACAGUACUGGAAGUGGAUUGUUUUAAUAUCACUGCCUUUAAUCCACACUUGUUUUCAUGGAGCAGGGGAGAAGGGAAAUAAUUUGUGAAAAAUAAUUUGCUGAAAUUUUAUUGUGUCUACGUUUGCGUCUGCUGCAUCCAAGCAGUUUUAUAAUUGCCGGCCACAAGCCUGUGGAGGACCUCGUUGUUCAGUGGUUGAAUGUUGUUUUUUUUAACCAAUGGGACAGAAUGCCUCACAUCGAUUUGUUACACAAACAGUAGUUUUUCUGUCAUCCACUUCCCUUAACUUCAUUGAGAUUAUUUAAAAAACCACAAGUAAACCUCAUUGUAUGUACAGUUUAACAAUACUGAUCAUUUUGUCUGCUUUCUCUCAGAAAUAAGCAGGCCCAACUUUUAGUAUCAAGCGGCAGAGCCAACAUUCCAAACUCCAGAGAAAGGUUCACUUCUAGGAAUGGUGGAGCCAGUGAACAAGGGGACAGAAUGACAGAAAAAAAGAUAUUUAGUAAUUAUCCCUUGUCUCCUGCAUACACACCAUAGAUCGAUUCCUGUUGUUCAGGUUCAGCAACUAGUAAGGAGAUACAGGAGUUGAAAGCAAGUAGAACAUAAAAAUAUGUCGUCUGUAUAAAUAAAAAUUUACACUGCAGUUUAAGCUUUUCAGUUAAGAAUUUUAUGUCCAGUGCUGUGUUAAGUAGCUCAAUAGAGAUUUGUUAUUUCAGCAAACUUAGAAAAGUUCGCAGUAGAUUUCAAAAUAGAAAGCUAUGUCACUAGAGCUUAUCUUGCAAGCCUAUGUGAUCCUGAAGCAAAUUUACGUGCAGAAGGUAAUUCUGUUAAUAUAGGUCAUUGAAUUGUUUUCUAUAACACUCAACAUCUUUCCUGUCUCAAGACUGCGACUGGUCAUUUUCUAUCACCUCCCCAAAACCCCACUCUCAUGUAUUUAUUUAGGACUAUAUAGGUUGUCAGUUGAAAAAAAGCUUUCAGAGCUUUAUUUAUUUUUGCUGUUUUUUAAAUCAGAUAAUUUUUUCUGAGAUUACCAAAGAUGAUCUUAAAGGUAAAUUAUGUUCUCUGUUUGAUGCUUUAUCUGAUGAAGCCAAAUAUCCUCUUAUUGUUGAUCAAAGGAGGUACCAGAAUCUAGAGGGAAAUGGCUAAAAAUGGACUGAUGCACAGACAAUAACCUGUGAUGUUAAAGUCUCCUUUUAACAAUGUCUGUAACAGGCCAGGUGGAUGUUUGAACCAAAGGUAUUAUCUCUGAAAACCCAGAUCUUUUCCCUAUAAUGACCAAAUUUGCUCACUGUAGGGAAAUUUAAUUGUACAAAUUGGUGACCAAACCAGGAAAUUAUGGCACUGAGGCCACAAAGAAAGGGAGCAUUCCAUCAAGGGAAGGUGAAUGUAGAACUUUUCUGUGCAGAUGAGAGUAAUGCAGAAAAAAAGCUGAAGAUGCAAGAUUCCAACUGUAAUACAGAGAGCAAAGAAAUAGCUUUCGAGAUAGAACUGGACCAUAUAAUAAGUUUUUCUUAAGGAAAAUGCUCAUUAUGGAGGCUGUGUUUGAAAGAUGGUGUGCCAUUUUUGUUUGGAGACCAAUCUCCUUGGUGCCGAGGUAACUCGCAUUUAAUUUACCUUGGCACACUUUUUCAGAAUUGUUUGUUUCGUUUCCACGUUCAUCAUACAGAAACACUCCUGUGCACUCAUUAGCUUGGUACAAGAGACAUUACAGCAGUUAUUUUUCAGCAUAAUCCAACUUUCUGUUAAAUGGGCAGUCUGUGGUCUUUUAAAAUAUAUAUUUGUAAUGGCAUUCCAGGCAGCUUCAUGAGGAUGUACAGGCAGUUGCUGAAUGGGAUCAUGAGAAGAGAUUCCAUGCUUUCAAACUGAGUGGCCUGUUGGUUAGCUCUGUAUUUGAGGGAAUAAGAUGGUUAGAUUAGUACAUUCUCAGCAUGUGUAGCUAGACAUGACUAAAGUUAACAGCAUGAGAAACCGUUAGUACGCAUACCUCAGUUCAGACUUUUAGGGAAUGAAAAAUAAAACAUUUCACUCAGUUGCACUUAGUUGUAUGUCUUGCAUGUUUAGUCUAAAGACUAGCAAACUUAGAGCUUGCAUAUCUAGCAGGUGCCACAGCCUUUCAGCAGAAUCAACUCUGAACCUCAGGCUCUUUAUGUACAGGAUUUCAAUGACUGAACGUUGUCACCAUAUCCGUUUGGAUAUACAGUUGCUUCUAAAGGGUGGGGGUUUGUUACAUUGUACAUAAAUAUCCCAAUGUGUCAGUGCAAGCCUUUGUCUUUUCUGUUUCUUUUUAAACACUGUUCUUUUAAGCCCCAAAACAAAAAAAAAUCUGUUUAAAUCACAUUUGCUUUUGUGCAACUGCUUUGUAUUGACUAUAUUAAAAGAAAGCUUUGAAAACGACUGUAUGUAUUGAAACUGCAAAAUGUUCUGCACAUGUAUUUUACUUAUUAACCCUUGCUUUGAGAAUAACGGAAGACAGUUGCUGACAGUUGGGAGAAAAUCCCUUUCUUUUUUUGCUUUAACUGUAGUACAGUUGACAGAAUUUUAAGUUACCGUUGAACGAAGCAUUUUGUACAGUUUUGUUUGUGUUAGGCUGUUUUGAUACUUCUCGCUUACAAAGGUCCAGCCACUGCCCUCUGCAGCUGUCUUAAAAGUUUGAAGGAUUUGGAGAAGACAGUUUAAAAAGUCAUUUCUCUUCCUGCUGUCGUGAAUACUUAGCAUGAUGAAUUCCAGGGCCAGUUGCAGUGAAGUAAUGAUUAUUAAAACUGGGGAGUGUCAACCUGUUGAUAAUUUUUUUAAAAAAAGAACUUUACAAGGUGCCAAGAUGUAAAGAUAAUUUGUUACAUGCUUUUUCUCUAAGAAAAGCAUACAUUAUCAUGAUCGAAGUACCAUGAUUCAGGUAACUUCAAUGUCAGGAAUGAGAGUCACAGCCUUUACACUGUCAAAAGCCAGUAAAUAAAAAUCUGUUUUGUAAAGGGUUGUUUGGAAAAUGGUACAGACAGAGGACAUUGUGUUAUCAUGGUGCUUUGAAUGUUGUUGCUGCCAGUUAAGAGAUUAUUGUAGAGGCAUACAGGAACUCAUUCCUUACAUCAGUGUAAUCCAUCAUUCCAUGUCUGUUGAUGCAGACAAUAAAAAAAUUCAUGUGUGUAGUCAGUACUAAUUACUGACAUUAGCAUUCUCAAAUGCAAUAAAAAUGCUGGUUGUUCACACUGUUUGCAGUGUUGUCAUUUUCAGGAUUAUGUUGAUCCCUGCAAAACCCAAAGUCAUCAUUUUCCGGUGUUACUCUCAUUUUUAAUCACAUAUCAUGAAAAUUUCCUCAUAACAGAUGAAAUGGCUAGUUAUCAAGCACUAUUCUGACUCUUUCGUGACCCAGUCAUAAAGCUGACCAAUACAAGUGCCGGUACUUAAACAUUAAAUUCUCCCAUAAUUAAUAAUGUCAGUUAAACUGUCUCCUUGUAACAGCAAUUUAGGUUACUGCAUUUGAUCAGCUAUAAAUUCAAACUACAUUAAAAUUCUAGAAAUAUUAGUAAUAUGGAUUUCUUGAUGGAAAUUAUUGCUGAUCACAAAGUGGUUUUUUGUAACGACCGAUGCACAGGUCAUGUUAGCCACAAAACUGAGUACACAGGUCAGGUCUGUACACUUUUAAUCUUGUGAAACAAGCAAUUACAAAUAGUUGCAUCGAUUCGUUAAAAAGCUUUAAGUGACAUGAAUUGUUUCUAGUUUAUCUUAUUGCUCAGUCUUAUAAAUGUCAGGGGGUAUCAUUUUAAUUUGGGUCACAGAAUGAUCAGGGUCACUAUAUGAGAUAUGCAAUCAAAUAUAUGAUUAGCUUGCUAUCUUUAAAAAACCCCUAUGGAAUCACCAUUUUGCUGGACUGGCAAGUUGCUUGAAAAAAUACUUCUGGAUGUAAUGCACAAAUGUUCCAAAAAUUUGUUUAGCAAAUAUUAGCACAUGUUGUAAUGGGAUACAGAAGUAACUCUAUACAUCUUGCAUUCCUCAUUAAGUGACCCCUCUUUAAAGCACACAUGCUUUUUAUUAUUCUACGCCCAAGUAGAAAAUCCAUAUUUCAAGAAUUUCCAUCCAGCUCAAAAUGUCUCUGGCACAUGCACAGCUGAAUAAUUCAAAAUGCAUAAGCCAAAAGAGAACAAACAACUCAAGAUUUAACAGCUGCUCAGUGUCUUAUUGAAAAUCCAUUUAAAUUGGAUUUAAAUGAAUGUUGAAAUUAAUAAUGCUUUGUUGUUGUAAUGAAAGGUUAUUAAAUUGUGUGUUUUG